Molecule: messenger RNA, 1464 nt
Organism: Megalops cyprinoides (Indo-Pacific tarpon)
Lineage: Eukaryota; Metazoa; Chordata; Actinopteri; Elopiformes; Megalopidae
Gene: ntd5
Product: ntl-dependent gene 5
Exons: 8
Coding region: 10-1080 (356 amino acids)
Cellular component (GO): extracellular region
Molecular function (GO): peptidase inhibitor activity
Source: RefSeq, a predicted model, not a curated record
CAAGGAACGAUGGACUGCACUCUUCUCUUCGUCUCCUUCUGGGCUUUGAUUGGGUCUUUCGCCUUCCAAGCAAAUGCUGAGCAGACGGAGUCAUGCCCGGAGAGGAUUUUGGGCAACGAGAGGCGACGGAACUGUCCCAAGUCCUGCAGACAGGAUAAAGACUGUCCGAGCAAACGGCAGUGUCUCUGUGACGGACAAUGCGGGCUGAGCUGUGUGGCUCCAGGACGCACCUGCCCCUGGCCUCUGCCCCCCAGCCCGAACUCGGUAGCUCUCCUGCUUUCUCCGACUCCUUCCUUUUCCGCCCUACUUGAAAUCCGCUGCCAACCUGGUUUCAAGAUGGCAAAUGGUUUGGAGGCAGCAAUCCGUCGUUGCCAGGGUGACCGACAAUGGAGUGGGGAAGAUCCAGUCUGCAGUGCUGAGACAGAUGCUGCUCCAACGACUGCCCCCAUUUCCUGCCCACUACCAGAAGAGGCUGUGAGUGGAUUUACCCUGGAGGGCAGCGCUGCAGUGGGUUCUUCUGUGCAGUACAGCUGCCAGCCUGGAUUUGUGCUGGUUGGAAAAAGAGAAAAUUUCUGUCAGGAGGAUCAGACCUGGCAGUACCCUCAUCCCAUCUGUCAGCGGGUGUUUUGCCCCCCGCCAAAGGAAGUAGACCAGGGCUAUCUGGUGGCUGUGCAGCGACAGGAAUAUGAAGUAGAUGAAGCCAUCUAUUACCUCUGCAAGAAGACAUUCCAGUUGGACGGGCCCAACCGUGUCAACUGCCAAUCAGACGGCACCUGGAGCACCAUCCCCUCUUGCCGAGCACGUUGCACAGUCCCGGCCCAGCGCAGUCGUGUAAUAGUUGGAGGGGUGAAACUUUGGCCCUAUGAUAUCCCAGAAGGGGUGGUCCCGCAUGGGCAGAAUGUAACCUUCUACUGUAAACACCCAGACCAACAAUGCAGUUUCACUGCUGCGCAGACCUGUUUCGAUGGUCAGCUUACAGCCCCUCCCUGCUACCUUGAGCCCACCUGGCUACAGUUUAAACUGUUCCCUCACCGACUAGUUUCGGAAAUUCCACAGUGUGAGCCCAGUGAAGCCCAGUAACAUCCCAACAUCCUUAUCCUACGUCUCAGAUUCCUCUGCUCUCUAUCAGUGAAAGUGUCAUUUUAGAUUCUCAGACCCAUAUGAUAACUGUUUAUUUGAUUUGAGGGUACUUUGUGUGAUGACAAGUACCCACAACUCACUGACACUGUGUUUCCAGCUUCAUUGCUCUGGUUACAUGUUUAAUGAGACUCCUACUUAUUUCUCCUCUGUAGUACCCUUCGUCAGUUAAGAAUAGGCAAAAUUUGUGUGAGACUGUUAAUUCCUCACCUGCUGUCUGAAUGUCCUUCCACACUGAUUUUAAAAUUUAAGAAAUGACGCGCCAAACCAUGUUUUGUAAGUUACCAGAUGUGAUUUUAUUUAGAAUAAAAACUGUCAAGGAAGUCA